AUGCUACGUCUCAGUAGAAGCCCCCGUCUCAUCGGCCGAAAUCUCCGAAAUCCCCUUCUCGCCUCCCAGAAACGAUCCUUCGCCCUAGACCCAGCCUCCAUCGUAGACACCCUCACAACAUCGCUCCAGCUGCUCCAUGCUGCCUCGGGCAUCCCGUGGUGGGCGCUAAUUCCCCUCACGACGUUCGGGCUCCGUGGCGUCUGGACGUUCCCGCUAGCGGUGCUCCAACGUCUUCGUGUGCAGAAACAGACGGCGUUGCGGCCGAUCGUGUCGGCCACAGCACCCGUGGUGCGGCUCAAUUUGGCGAAGAAAGCGCUGGAGGCUGCGCAGAAGAUGGCGCUGGGGUCGGAGCCCGCCGUGACCCGCCUUCUUCUGCCGUUGAACCAGAUGCGGUACGAGGAAAUCAUGGUGCUCUCUGCCAAGGAGGUGCGCAAGAGACAGAAGAAGUUGUUUCGCGACCAUGGCGUGCAGCUCUACAAAAACAUGUUUCUUCCGGCGGCGCAGAUCCCGCUCUGGGUGUGUAUGUCCAUCACCUUCCGUAAUUUGAGUGGGUGGUCUUCGUGGGACGUCUUGUCCAAUAAACCGCUUGAUCCGUCGUUGUAUACCGAGGGUAUUCUCUGGUUCGGCGAUCUCACCGUGCUUGACUCGCUCCACAUCUUUCCCCUUGCAUUGGGCGCCGUAGCACUCAUCAAUGCCGAGUGGACGUUCAAGACCCUCGACUUGAUGAAAGAAUAUACCCCGAAACGUGCCAUCCGGACCACGUUCACCGACUCGCUUGCCAACGUGUCGCGAAUGACCGUGGUGUUUCUCAUGGCCAUCUCGCUCCACGCACCCAGCGCGCUUACUUUGUACUGGCUCAGCUCGCAACUCUUCUCCUUGGUGCAGAACGUGUUCUUGGACCUUGUUUUUCCUGCUAGCUUCACGCCGAAGCGGAGAUUGGAUCUUCGCAAGCUGACAUCGGUGGAGGCCAAAGACGUGAUGUCCGAGAAUGCGAUGCCCAAGGAGCCCACUGUAAAUAACCCAUAG
Messenger RNA from Australozyma saopauloensis, 1026 nucleotides. RefSeq names its product membrane insertase. Gene Ontology annotation, molecular function: membrane insertase activity. Gene Ontology annotation, biological process: mitochondrial respiratory chain complex IV assembly; protein insertion into mitochondrial inner membrane from matrix. Lineage: Eukaryota; Fungi; Ascomycota; Pichiomycetes; Serinales; Metschnikowiaceae. The record is from RefSeq and is a predicted model, not a curated record. Bases 1 to 1026 code for a protein of 341 amino acids. The transcript has a single exon. Gene Ontology annotation, cellular component: mitochondrial inner membrane.